This is a messenger RNA of Trichoderma virens Gv29-8, 975 nucleotides long. RefSeq lists its product as uncharacterized. Bases 1 to 975 code for a protein of 324 amino acids. Gene Ontology annotation, biological process: protein folding. The record is from RefSeq and is a predicted model, not a curated record. The transcript has 6 exons. Gene Ontology annotation, cellular component: endoplasmic reticulum membrane. NCBI's taxonomy places the organism in Eukaryota, Fungi, Ascomycota, Sordariomycetes, Hypocreales, Hypocreaceae.
AUGGGGUCCACAGCCUUUGGCAACUUUAACGACUUUUGCAAAGAUUCGACCCUGCCGGUCUGCAACAACCAAACCGGCCCCUGGGGAGGAUGUACGCUCACAGGAAUCCCGCUCAGCGGCGGCCGGCAUCUGGGUAACGUUGGAUCAAUCAUCCUAUGUGGCCUCGGUAUUGCCAUGGCAUCGUUCCUCAUCAUCAAAUCGGACAGGAAAAAGGCUGCUGUGGGCCGUCGCGAAAUUCAACUGUUCCUUCUUGGCUAUAUUCUCAUCAGCAUCUGCGAAAUCUUUUCAGUUGGCGAAAUCCCCCUCGGCAAAACCGUAAGAGUGGUUUUUAGUGGCAUUCACAUUGGCUUGAUCAUCGCGACUACCUGGAUUCUUAUGCUCAACGCCGUUGUUGGAUACCAGCUGCUCGAUGACGGAACCCCGUUAUCUCUGGCCCUGCUAUUUGGCUCUGCCGGCGCCCUCUUUAUUGGAACUGGCUACAUUGCUCUCGACACGGGAUUCAGCUGGACCGGAUUCUGGGACAGCAGCUACCACCUUCCAAACCGCAACAUUGCCCUCUAUGUGUUAUACCAGCUUAUUCCCCUGGUGUUCCUCGUUGCAUUUUUCGUCCUUGAAACCAUCCUGGUCCUUCGAAUCCUGGGAGAGCUUCGCCCCAUGAUCUAUUUGGCUGCUGCCGCCCUCUCCUUUGCCGUUGGUCAGGUUUUCAACUACGUUAUCAGCAAGUACAUUUGCGAUGGGACCAGUGGCAAGAUUGACGGAGCUCUUUUCGAGACACUAUUCACGCUUCUGGCUGUCGGCUUGGUCUGGGUCUUCUGGUCAAGCAUCACUGAGGACGACUGGCCCAUGCCGGCAACAGAUGCGGCGUAUGCCAAUGCGGGAUACGCCAACCAGAGCUAUUCCAACCAAGGCUAUGCCUCGCAAUCCUACAACUCCCACUCCCACUCCCAAUCCUACAACUCUCAACCAUACAACUAA